This is a messenger RNA of Cynara cardunculus var. scolymus (artichoke), 1833 nucleotides long. RefSeq names its product glycine-rich cell wall structural protein-like. The record is from RefSeq and is a predicted model, not a curated record. Lineage: Eukaryota; Viridiplantae; Streptophyta; Magnoliopsida; Asterales; Asteraceae. Bases 607 to 1833 code for a protein of 408 amino acids. The transcript has 2 exons.
UGAAACAUUCUGUUCGUUUACAACACACAAGGUUGGCCCUUAACCGUCACCGAUACUUGGGCCAAAAAACCAGGCCGGGUUUUUUGUAGGCAUUGUUUCUUGUAGUUAUCCAACUUCAGGUCAGAGAUCUCAUCUUCAUAAUCAAAUUUUUACACACAUUCAGGUGAGACUUGAUUGAUGCUCUCUUCAUCCGUAAUUUGGUCCACAUUAUCCACCUACGUAUGUACGAGCUCUUCGCAAAAUUCAUAGAGAAAAGCCAAACUUGGGGAUUUCCGAGAAUCAAAAUUAUUAACAUGCAACUACUAUUUUUGGGAAAGAUAUGACUGGUGACAUGCCAAAUAUCUUCAUGUUCUGAAACCUAAGAGAGUUUUUGAUGAUCAUGCAUCUCAUCAGUCAUCACAACCAAGCUGCAUGUGGUGUCACUUUGUUGAUAAGACACAUCAGCAUUAAAAUUAUAGGUGUCACUUCUGGUCUGGGAUAUUACUUCCAGGGGCCUACCACAGUUGAAGUGUUCGAUCUGAUUAUAAAUAGAAGACUGAUGAAUAGCCUCAUUGAUCAACCUUGAAAAGGUGUACAAAAAUAUAGGUUCACUCACCAGCAAGAAAGAUGAAGAUGAAAAAGGGUUUGGUUUUGUUGGCUCUUUUAUUCCUUAUUGGAAUUGUCGUCUCUUCCGCGAGAUCAAUCGAGACCGCUGAUGCCAAGUCGGAAAGGGAAGCACUGGAUGAAAGAAAAAAACGCCCAAGUGAUGAGGUUGGUGUGGUAGGAACUGGUGGUGACUCGUUAGAAGAUAUUGUUGGCAUAGGAGUUGGAAGUGGCAGUGGUGGUAGCGGAGGCAGCGGCCAUGGGGGUGGUGGCAGUGGAGGGGGUGGCAAGGGAGGUGGAGGAAGCGGAGGAAGUGGAGGACAUGGUGGAAGCGGGGGUAGCGGCGGUGGUGGUAGUGGAGGUGGUGGAGGACACGGAGGUAGUGGAGGUGGUGGAGGACACGGUGGCAGCGGCGGUGGUGGUAGCGGAGGUGGUGGAGGACACGGUGGCAGUGGAGGUGGAGGCGGUGGACACGGUGGCAGUGGCGGUGGUGGCAAGGGAGGAGGUGGAAGUGGUGGUAGUGGUGGUGGCAAGGGAGGUGGUGGGCAUGGUGGAAGCGGUGGUAGUGGCGGUGGUGGUGGCAAGGGAGGCGGUGGAAGCGGAGGUAGCGGCAGUGGUGGCAAGGGAGGCGGUGGGCAUGGUGGAAGCGGUGGCAAAGGAGGCGGUGGAAGUGGAGGUAGCGGUGGUGGUGGUGGCAGUGGCAAGGGAGGUGGAAGCGGAGGUAGCGGUGGUGGUGGUGGCAGUGGCAAGGGAGGUGGAAGCGGAGGUAGCGGUGGUGGUGGUAGCGGAGGCAAGGGAGGUGGAAGUGGAGGUAGCGGUGGUGGCAGCGGAGGCAAGGGAGGUGGAAGCGGAGGUGGCGGUGGUGGUAGUGGAGGCGGAGGUGGUGGGCAUGGUGGAAGCGGUGGCAGCAGCGGCCAUGGUGGCAAGGGAGGCGGUAGCAGCGGAGGCGGAGGCAAGGGAGGCGGUGGAAGUGGAGGUAGUGGAGGCGGAGGCAAGGGAGGGGGUGGAAGUGGUGGCAAGGGAGGCGGUGGAAGUGGAGGCAGCGGUGGUAGCGGAGGUAGUGGCAAGGGAGGCGGUGGCGGAGGAAGCGGAGGUGGUGGUGGCGGCCAUAAGGGUGGUGGAGGAGGAAGCGGAGGUGGUGGUGGCGGGCAUAAGGGAGGUGGUGGAGGACAUGGUGGCGAGCAUAAGGGAGGUGGAGGUGGAGGUGGAGGAAGCGGAUCAGGUGGGGGAAGGGGAGGCGGCGAAGAAUGA